Messenger RNA from Caenorhabditis remanei, 1035 nucleotides. RefSeq lists its product as uncharacterized. Lineage: Eukaryota; Metazoa; Nematoda; Chromadorea; Rhabditida; Rhabditidae. The transcript is spliced from 4 exons. The coding region runs from base 1 to 1035 and encodes 344 amino acids. The record is from RefSeq and is a predicted model, not a curated record.
AUGCUUCUCACCAGAGCCUCCUCCCUACUCCAACUCGUCACCUGGAGCUGCUCCAUCCCGUCCCUUAUCCUCAACAUCCUUCUUAUUCUCGCAAUCCGCCGUGAGCGUCGAACUGACAACCGCUUCCGAUGGUUCAACUCAAUUUUCCUCUAUUCCGUCUACAGUAACACAUUGUUAUCGACUUUCUUCCCUUUGUUUCACCCGACGUUUGUGCCCGCCAAGGGUUUGAUCUACAUUGUUUUUAUCGGACCGUUGGCGGGUGUCAUGCCGAUGGUAUUGGUAAGAAUCGCGUAUUCCUUGCUGAUUGGUCUCAUCACGUAUCAAGCGUGUAUCUCGCCGAUCACUCUGGUAAUAAGAUGGCUGGUAGCGCGGAAACACCUCUGCUGCACCGCCCUUUACUAUAAAAACGUGAGAAUUCUUUUCGCGGUGACCGCCAUCCCCGUUCCAGUGGCAAUUGAAUUAUAUAUGAAUCUGGUGGAAAAAAGUGAGAAAUUGAACUUUUAUACCGAGAAAUCUCAUGAGAAUGCUGUCUGGAAACUGACGAAAGGAAGUUAUCCGUAUAUGGUUAUUGAUUGGAACUUUCUCUACGUAAUGCUUACAUUCACCAUUCCCUACCUAAUAUUCUUUGUGAUCUCUCUAUUAUUCCAUCGUUUCUAUAUGAAAUCGAUUCGAAACGUGCCGAAUGAUUCAAUCGAUAUGGGAUAUAAUGAUGCGUCGACAAUUAAUCAAUCGCUUCUUUCAAUGGCUCUUCAGAAUUUCGUUUUAAUUUCUCUUCCCCAUUUAUUUCUAGACAUUUCCGUUUUUAUCCGCUGGGAGCUCGGAGUCCGUGCUCUUCCAGUCACUUUCGGUUGCGUUUUAGUGUCUCUUACCAAUGCAGCCACUCUUUUUAUCCAUUUUAGAGCUUAUAGACGCCAAGUGGGUUUCCUAUUCAUCGAAUUCCUUCGACACAACAAUGUCAAUAUUCCACUAUUCGUCAUCAAUCAGCAACAACAGUCAACACAUUUCCAAAUGUCGGUGAUUGGGGGGGAUGCCUAA